Messenger RNA from Guyanagaster necrorhizus, 454 nucleotides. RefSeq lists its product as uncharacterized. Bases 105 to 347 code for a protein of 80 amino acids. The record is from RefSeq and is a predicted model, not a curated record. The transcript is spliced from 5 exons. NCBI's taxonomy places the organism in Eukaryota, Fungi, Basidiomycota, Agaricomycetes, Agaricales, Physalacriaceae.
AAAGCGGUGUAGCCGAGGAUCAUGCUCCGACUCCAAACAAUGCCUCUUGCAGUGUCUCGACUGCGCUCUCAUCUUUCUCUCUCACCACGACAUUGUAGCUUCUCAUGUUCUUUUGCAUUCCAAUAUUAGUGGGCUGUCAGACCAGUGUUAAGCCUGAUAGUCCAGAGCAAGUUGCUCAUAUCUGCCCUCGUUGCAACAAUGCUUCUGUUAUCGCUGCAAGGCAGAAGACUUGGUUCGAAUUCUUCUUCAUUCCACUAGUCCCUCUUUCGUCCAAGCAUAUAUGGUUGUGUACUAUAUGCCAGUGGCGGUCGCCACACGGACCAGGCGGAACCCGCCAUCGCCUUUAACCCGGGAUAUAAUCCCGGCUUCACCGAUGGCUACAAUCCAGCCUAUCAGAAGUGAUUAUUAAAACCAAGCUUUCCUUAUCGACUAGCGCGUCAUAUAUGAAUGACCG